This is a messenger RNA of Pocillopora meandrina, 2762 nucleotides long. The record is from the annotation of a GenBank genome assembly. Lineage: Eukaryota; Metazoa; Cnidaria; Anthozoa; Scleractinia; Pocilloporidae.
AUGAAUGUCGAAGAAAGGGCAUCAGAGAAAUGUCGAUGGUUUCGUUUCAAGAUUCCUUGUUGCAAACUCGGCCGACUGAAUUGUUCAUUCAAUGUUCGUCUCAACCCAGUUGUUUCUCUAUUUUCCGCCCUCAUUAUUUGGGCUUUUGUGGUAUGGUGCGUAUUGGAGGCGAAAGCGGCCAACGAAGACAUGACCGAAUGGCGAAGAUGGAUAACUUUGAAAUGCACCUGGCUUUACAUCGGAACUCAAGACGCGUGGGCUUUGUUCAUAGUUGUGCUCUAUUUCUCUAAGUAUUCCAAAAUGAAGCUAGGAAAAUCGCACGAGAAACCGGAAUUCAACGAUGCUACGUACUUCACGAUGUUAUUUGCUGCUGGUAUCGGAAUUGGUCUCUUUUACUUUGGAGUAGGUAAAUAGUAGACAAAUUAACUGCAGAAACAUGCAUUGUACGAUGAUCGUUUCAAUAUGACCCAUGCUUUACGAAAGAGCAGUAGUUAGAGAAGUUGACCGAGUUAUGUUAUUCUAUUAUUUUAUCUUUGUCAAAAGCGGAGCCCAUUUGGCAUUAUGCACCUGGACAUUAUGGAAAUCGAUAUUAUGCAAGGUAAGUGCUCUCUUAACUAUAACAAUACUUCAAGACGAUGGUUGUGGUAACCUAGAAUAGGCCAGUUUACGUCUGGUCGGACAAAAGUAAUUCUAGUAAUGAUCCUCGCUUUUUGUUGUGUUCAAUCCAAAUUACAUUUCAUUUGCACCGUAAUCGCUUUCACCAACGACUAAAGAUAAAACUUACCUGAAUUCCGACCCCCCCGCACAUGGCUCUGUGAUAUCCUUAUAAUUCCUCCCCCCUCCUGGCAAUUAAUUGGUAUUCAAUUUUCUACAGUCCCCCCCUCCCUUUCCGCUGAAAACCUUGUGAUACCCUCCCCCAAAAGAGAACUCCAACCUCCCCACACCCCCUUGCUCGGUCCCUGAGGUCAUAAGUAAACAAAAAUAUGAACCACUGAUAUUGAAACAUUGAACUUUCCGUUAGGUAUUCCGACAACCAACAGGCCCAGGAUGCCAUGAACCUCACUUUCUUUCACUGGGGAAUUCACGGAUGGAUUGUCUACGUAGUGGUUGGACUUCUCCUAGCCUUCCUCAGUUACCGAAAGGGUCUUCCGAUGACAAUGCGGUCCUGUUUCUAUCCUCUACUUGGAAACGGAAUAUUCGGAUGGGUUGGCGACUUCAUCGACAUCCUAUCAGUGGUGUGCACCAUGUUUGGGGUCUGCACCAGUCUUGGUCUUGGUGCCAUACAGCUCAACGCUGGUUUCAAACGACUAAACAAGAACAUCACCUUCAGUACUACUAAUCAAAUCAUCACCAUCUGGGGAGUAACGGCCUGUGCAACUUUAUCUGUCAUCAGUGGUUUGAAACUUGGCAUCAGGCGGCUAAGCGAACUAUGUUUUGUCAUCGGUAUGAUGCUGAUGUUGAUUAUUUUGUUCUACGAUGAUACAUGGUAUCUACUCAACCUCUAUGUUCAGAGCAUUGGAUAUUAUCUCCAGUAUGUUGUACAGGUUGGAUUCCACACAGAUGCUUUUGCACAACUCGGUAAUGCCCCAGAUAAACUCGAAGCCGCUGAGUGGAUGAAUGACUGGACCAUCUUCUACUGGGGUUGGUGGAUUGCUUGGUCCCCUUUCGUUGGAAUGUUCAUCGCGAAGAUUUCACGAGGCCGAACGAUCAGAGAAUUUAUCAAUGCUACCCUCACUGCACCUAUCUUCUACACCUUUCUGUGGCUCACCAUUUUCGGUGGAGCAGGGAUAAGAAUGGAACGAAACGCAGCCUUGGCGAACGUCACCUGCUCGUCGCCAUUCGGAGGGAAAACUGCCACAAAGUCAUUUCAAGGCUUUUACCGACUCUCCUGUCGCCCAAAGAAUGACAUGUGGUUCGACCUGAUGGACCAGUAUGGUGACCUUGGAGACUUCUUGUCCAUCGUGUCCUUAAUUGGUAUAAUCCUUUACUUUGUCACCAGCUCGGACAGUGGUUCACUGGUCAUAGAUUGCCUCUCUGCCAACGGUGAUCCCGACCCCCCCAUACCCCAACGUAUCUUUUGGGCCCUGACGGAGGGUGCUACCGCAACUGCUCUGCUGUAUGCUGGAGGGACAGAUGCUCUGAACGCCUUACAAGCAGUGUCCAUUGUAGCUGGCCUUCCUUACACCAUCCUAUUGUGUUUCAUGUGUGUGGCAUUGUGGCGAGCUGUUCAAAUGGAAGAUGGUGACUUGGAUGCAAACGGUCCACAGUUCAGCGUGACUUUGUUCCAUCCGAUCUCUCGACCUUCCCAUAGAGGUUUCUUCAAACUUUUUCUCGCCAUUGUUGCUCCCUGGUACGUGAUAGCCAUUGCAGAAGACAGGAAGAAAGGCAGUAGCCCCUUAGCCUUGGCCUGUCGCAUGGUCCUCAUGGGUGUGCCAUUUUAUUCCUGGAUUGCCAUGAUGGUAGCAGAGUUGAUUCCAGUAGAAGGAAUCUCUUAUGUCGGAUGGGCAGUUCUAUUUUUGUUCUUUGGUGUAGCAACAGCCAUCAGAACGGGAAUGAGAUUAGAGGAUGGAAUACAUGGCAGUAUGGCAGAGGAUUUCUUCGUCGUGAUGUUUCUGUACCCGUUUGCAGCUUUUCAAAUGGAUCGACACGCAUCGCAUCAUCAAAUGAAAAAGAAUACAGAAGACGUAGAACAGGGAAAGGCCAGUGACAAUCCCCGUUAUGAAGGCGGCUUAGAUGAUAAAUCAGUAGCAACUGCGUUGUAA